Molecule: messenger RNA, 423 nt
Organism: Cryphonectria parasitica EP155
Lineage: Eukaryota; Fungi; Ascomycota; Sordariomycetes; Diaporthales; Cryphonectriaceae
Exons: 3
Coding region: 1-423 (140 amino acids)
Source: RefSeq, a predicted model, not a curated record
AUGAAACUUAAUUUGACCCUCCACGGCAGCCCUUCGCCAAUAUGUCAUCCUUUCAAGGCCAUCACUGAAUGUCCUGUGCACCCGGAAAAUUAUUAUGCCAAGUACACAACCUGCGUCAAGUGCACUGCAGCCAAGAAGCGCGAGGAGCGCGAGGCCAAGAGCAUUCGCGAGGAGCAGGAGCGCGAAAGGGAAAAUGAACGAAACAAAGAGAAUGAGGAGUGGCCUAAAAAGGGAACCAAAAAAAUCAAGAAACCCAAGGUCAGACCAGACCAUGAGAAGAGCAUCAAGCAGCUGCGCAGAGAGCAGAAGGCGUUGAAGAAGUCAGGGGCUAUGGUUAAUGUGACCAGCUUGACGGCAGGGGAGGAAGACGAUGGGGCAGAGACAGAUGGUGUGCAGACAGCUGACGAGGGGGUUGAUACAUAA